AUGGCUGCGCCCGCCUUCACAGAGCUGCCGACGGAGAUGCUCGAGGCCAUCUUCCUGCACCUCGACCUGCGCUCGCUCAUGGCGCUCUCGCAAACGAACCGGCUGGUGCAGCAGCUCACGGCCACGUCGCCAACGCUCUGGCGUCACCUGUGCCGCACCAGCUUCAGCAGCUGGGCGCCGCACCACGACAUGGCGGCCAAGCUGGCCGGCCCGCUGUCCGGCGUCGACUGGCGCGCGCUGUACAUGCGCAGGACGCACGUGGAGCGCGAGACACGGCGGCUGCUCAACCGCGUCGUGGCGACGCAGCACGAGCGCAUACGAGGGAUCAACGCCAUUGCCGACUUCGGCUACGACGCAAAGGAGACGCUGCUGCGCGAGUGCGCGUGUGCCGACGAUGCGCCCGACGUGCUGGCCCGGCGCUACUACGCCAACGCGGCGCUGCAGCGCAUCCACCGCGAGAUGGCCAUCAACGUGUGGCAGGCGCUGCAGUACGGGCAGCCGGUGCCGCUGGACCGCGCGCUGGGCGCGUACGACCUGUUUGCGCGCGCCGGCGACGACGACGGCGUCGACCUCGACCUCAUGGCCGCCGACCUGGACGGGCUGGCCGACGGGCUGCUCCGCCAGCACCCACGCUUCGGCGCGCUCAGCACCCGCCAGCAGGCCUCGACGCUCGCCGCGUACCUGCGCGACGGCGGCUUCCAGGGCGUCUCGGACACGGCGUACCGGGCGCUGCGCAACUCGUUCAUCGGCCUCGUCGUGCGCUCGCCCUCGCACCAGUCGCUGCCCCUCAUCUCCGUCGCCAUCUUCUGCGCCCUCGCCCAGCGCCUCGGCCUCGACGCCCGCCCCUGCGGCUUCCUGUUCCACGUCUACUGCCUCGUCUACGCCCCCAGCCAGCACACGCUCGACGGCGAGUACAAGCCCAGCACCGCCGCCGCCCUCGACCACAUGUACCUCGACCCCUUCUGCUCCUCGGACGAGGUCCACCAGGCCGACUUGCUCCGCGUCCUGCGCGACAUGGGCGUCCCCUCGGCCGACCACCACUCGUACCUCUCCGACACCACGACCCGCGAAAUGGUCCUCCGCACCGCCCGCAACAUCAUGAACUCGGUGCAGACCAUCCGCCAGACCCACGUCGGCGUGCACGGGAUCCGCUCCGCCUGGCUCGACGCCUACCCGGACAUGGACAACGCCUUCUACGCCACCAUCUGGGCCAUGCUGAUGCUCGGCCCCGGCGACGAAGCCACGGCCGCCACCCCCCAGCACGUCUCGUCACGCCGCCGCCACUAUCUCCCCUACCUGCUUGAGCACUUCCAGACCCAUUUCGCCUGCGACGUCGCCCUGCUCGAGCGGUACAUCAUACCCAUGUUCUACACACAGCCCGAGGGUCAGCGGCUGCUGCAGUUUGUCCAGAGCAUGCACCAGAUCGAUACCCUGCGCAAGCCCCUGAUACGCCGCUCCGCACGCGUGCGCAACGUCGCGUUCAAGAUUGGCCAGCUGUUCAGGCAUAAGCGCUACCAUUACGAGGCUGUCAUCACCGGCUGGGAUACAAGUUGUGACGCGGGCGAGGAGUGGAUCCAGAACAUGGGUGUGGAUCGCUUGGCAGGUGGGAGGGAGCAGGCAUUCUAUCACGUGCUUGUACACGACAAGUCCGUACGUUAUGUUGCUGCCGAGAACAUUGAGCCCGUCGCCACCGGCACGCCCCCUUCCGCCGCCAUGAUGAAGCUGGCUGGGCGCCACUUCAAGCGCUGGGACCCCGUGGGACACGUCUUCGUGAGUAACGUACGGGACGAGUACCCUGACGACUGA
Ascochyta rabiei is the source of this 1806-nucleotide messenger RNA. RefSeq lists its product as uncharacterized. The coding region runs from base 1 to 1806 and encodes 601 amino acids. The transcript is spliced from 2 exons. Gene Ontology annotation, molecular function: DNA binding; protein binding. The record is from RefSeq and is a predicted model, not a curated record. NCBI's taxonomy places the organism in Eukaryota, Fungi, Ascomycota, Dothideomycetes, Pleosporales, Didymellaceae.